Molecule: messenger RNA, 1752 nt
Organism: Pestalotiopsis fici W106-1
Lineage: Eukaryota; Fungi; Ascomycota; Sordariomycetes; Amphisphaeriales; Sporocadaceae
Exons: 5
Coding region: 1-1752 (583 amino acids)
Molecular function (GO): flavin adenine dinucleotide binding; oxidoreductase activity, acting on CH-OH group of donors
Source: RefSeq, a predicted model, not a curated record
AUGUUGCCGCCCUUUUGGACUCUUCUGCUCUUUAGCGUCUCCAUAAGGUGCGAGAGCUUCGACUAUGUGAUUGUCGGCGGCGGAACGUCUGGCCUCGUGCUCGCGAACCGGCUCUCCGAGGACCCCAGCGCCAGCGUCGCCGUCAUUGAGCCCGGCCCCGACGUGCGUGACUACUUCAACGUGAGCCGCAUCGACCUGCAAGGUCUAGACUAUAUCAAUGCCUCCAUCGACUGGCAGUACAGCUCGGUGCCGCAGCCCGGGCUCGCCAAUCGGUCCUUGCUGUACCACGCCGGCAAGGCGUUGGGUGGCACGAGCACCAUCAAUGGCAUGGUCUAUCUCCGUGGAGAUGAGGCUCAGUUCGACACCUGGGAACGACUGGGUAACGAAGGCUGGAACUGGGAUAACUUAUUCCCAUAUUACAAACGUUCCGAUAAUUUUACCCUUCCCUCGCCCGAGCAGAUUGCUGCGGGCGUCACCUACGAAGAAGAGGUCCACGGGAGGGACGGAUUUCUGGUGACGGGUUUCCCCAAUGGACUCGGCAAUAGCACUUUCUAUAGCGACUACGAGCAGAGCUGGAAUGAGCUUGGUCUUGCUCAUAAUCCUGAUGUCUUGAGGGGCACAACUGAAGGGUUUGCCAUUCACCCCCAGACUCUGGACCGGGACGCGGCCGCGAGAGAAACCGCUGCUCGUGCCUAUUACCUCCCAGUGGAGGAUAGAACCAACCUCCAGGUGAUUCAGGGUACUGUGAGCAAGUUACUAUGGAGUGACACACCGGACGACGACAUUAUGGCCUCGGGCGUCGAAUACUUGACCCCGUCUGGAGAAUAUUCGACUGUGACAGUUGCAAAGGAAGUAAUUGUCUCCGCAGGCACACUGCGUAGUCCACUGGUGCUGGAAGCUUCUGGGAUCGGCAAUCCCGAUAUCCUGUCUGCUCAUGACAUUGGCGUCAAAGUCAGUUUGCCGGGCGUUGGCGAGGGAAUGCAGGACCAGCAGAUCGUGGGCCUCACCUAUCUUACCAGCCGAGACAUAUCGGGAUAUCAUCCCUACGUCACUUUCGUCUCUGCCCAGGAUGUCUUUGGCAAUGAGACUUCUGCUACAGCCGAGGCCACAGAUGCCAAGAUAGCCACCUGGGCGCAAAUUGUUUCGGAUGCCAGCAACGGCGCCAUCAGCACGGAAAAUCUCGAGACAAGAUUCCGAGCCCACCACGACAUGAUAUUCAAGGAUAAUGUCACACUGGUUGAGAUCAUGCCCUACAUUUCGUCCAAUGUCAUUGCGGCCGUGGUCUGGACUCUUUUGCCCUUUUCCUGGGGCAGCGUCCACUUGAGCACACCCAGCGCGGCCGACUAUCCCGUCAUCGACUCGCAGUUCAUCUCGGUCGACUUUGACAUUGACGUCUUGACGGCAGCCGGGCGCUUGUCGCAGGAGUUGUACGGCACGGCGCCGUUGAGCGAGUGGAUCGCCGGGCCCGUGGAAGGUGGUGGUCCUGCCCCAGGCGCCUCGGACGAGGACUGGAGGGAGCACAUCCUAGGCACUGCAACCACGACGUAUCAUGAGGUGGGAACAUGUGUCAUGCUGCCGCGCGAGCUCGGGGGCGUGGUGGACUCCAGGUUCAAGGUCUACGGAACGCGGAACGUCAGGGUUGUGGAUGCCUCGGUGAUUCCUGUGCAGAUGAGCGGCAAUCCCUCGGGAACCGUGUACGCUGUGGCAGAAAGAGCCGCCGACAUUAUCAAGGCAGACGGCUGUGAAGCCUAG